GUUCAAACGGAGAACACCGAACGGUGUAUUUAGAGCAGCUCCACUAGACGGCUGCCCAGAAGCAGGAGGGGGAGGCCGAGAAGGACGGAGAAGAAACUUCCAAUAUCUGCCUGGCUGGAAAGUGGGGACUUGGGGCCCUGAGCUGCCGGCAGUAGCCGAAAAAAUGGGAGGAAAUAGCAACACGCCGGGGCCAAGAAGCUGCAUCAGGCAACUGGGCUUCCUGAGGGCAACUGGGGGCCUUGGCUCGCGGCAGGCCGUGGGCUGGCUCCUCUUAUUCCUCUUGGCCCUUCAGCAGCUUUGCUCCAUCCUGGCCUUCUCCACUUGCAAGACGCUGGACAUGGACAUGAUGAAGAGGAAGCGGAUCGAGGCCAUCCGGGGCCAGAUCUUGAGCAAACUGAAACUCCCAAAGCCGCCCGAAGCGGAGGACCCCGAGUCGCGGGUCCUGUCGGAGGAGAUCAUGGCUCUCUACAACAGCACCUUGGAAAUCAUCCGGGAAAUGGCAGCGGAGGAAGCCCAGGAGACCUUGCAGGAAGAAUACUACGCCAAGGAGGUGCACCGGUUCAUGAUGCUCCCCACCGACCACGGCAGCUACGGGGAUGAAUACAAGAAGGACCACCAGAACAUCUACUUUGGGUUCAACAUCUUAGAAAUCCGGCUCGUCGUUUCGGAUCCCAACUUGCUGUACCGUGCAGAGCUGAGGAUACGGGCUGGUGGAUCGGGGCAGGAGCAGCGGCUGGAGCUGUACCAGCAAAAAUACCAUUCAAGGAAUGAUUCCUCGUGGUACUACCUUCAGGGACAGUCGGUGAAGAUGAAGAAUGAAAAAGAGUGGCUGUCAUUUGAUGUGACGAAUGUCCUCCGGGUGUGGCUCGCAAGUACAGACGUCCUGGGAAGAUUUCGACUUAGCACUCAUUGUUCCUGUGACAGCCAACGGGAGGAUCUAAAAGUGGAAAUUGAUGGCAUUACAACCAGAAGAGGGGAUCAGCACCAAAUAAGCAAGGAUAACAAGCAGCGGCCAUACCUGCUGAUCAUGGCGAUGAGCCCAGAACGGGUCAAUUUCCAGGACCACAAGCGGAGAAAACGGUCCACCCUGGAUGCGGAUUUCUGCAGCAGUCAAUCACCAGAAGAGAAGAAUUGCUGCGUACGGCGUCUCUACAUUGACUUCCGGAAAGAUUUGAAGUGGAAAUGGAUCCACGAACCUAAAGGCUACUAUGCCAAUUUCUGCAUGGGGCCUUGUCCCUACCUCUGGAGCUCAGACACCCAAUAUAGCAAGGUCCUCGCUCUGUACAACCAGCACAACCCCUCGGCUUCAGCCGCGCCCUGCUGUGUCCCCGAUGAGCUUCAGCCGUUGGGCAUCCUUUACUACGUUGGUCGACAAGCCAAAGUGGAACAGCUUUCCAACAUGAUUGUCAAAUCGUGCCGGUGUAGCUGAGAAAAGGACCAGUGGACUUGGGAAAGCCAUUCAGGUCAGGUUGGAAGAUCCACACGGGGAAUGGGUCAGGACUGUGAGGAGGCAGACUUCUUUUCCCCCUCUGCUAAAACCUCGUGCCCUUUUUU
Candoia aspera is the source of this 1554-nucleotide messenger RNA. It is a transcript of the gene TGFB1, whose product is annotated as transforming growth factor beta 1. Gene Ontology annotation, biological process: transforming growth factor beta receptor signaling pathway; regulation of cell population proliferation. Gene Ontology annotation, cellular component: extracellular region. The record is from RefSeq and is a predicted model, not a curated record. Gene Ontology annotation, molecular function: cytokine activity; transforming growth factor beta receptor binding; growth factor activity. Bases 164 to 1429 code for a protein of 421 amino acids. The transcript is spliced from 7 exons. Lineage: Eukaryota; Metazoa; Chordata; Lepidosauria; Squamata; Candoiidae.